AUGGGAAAGUCUUCCAAGGAUAAACGCGAUGCUUACUACCGUCUGGCCAAGGAGCAAGGCUGGCGUGCACGCAGUGCCUUCAAGCUGUUGCAAUUGGAUGAAGAGUUUGACCUAUUCGCCAACGUGACCAGAGUCGUUGACCUGUGUGCUGCCCCCGGUAGUUGGUCUCAGGUUCUAUCCCGUGUUCUUAUCAAGGGAGAGAAGUUCGGCCGUUCAGCAUGGGAGGAUCGUGAGGCCAAGUUCCGCCAGGAAAUGUUGGGCGUUUUCCCCGCCACCCCUGAAUCUGCCAUACUAGGGGAGAAGACCCAGACCGAGACUGCUCCUGAAGAAACGCAACCUCGCAAGGACGUCAAGAUUGUGUCCAUCGAUUUGCAGCCCAUCAGUCCUCUUCCUGGCAUCAUCACAUUGCGUGCCGACAUUACGCACCCCGCCACGGUGCCUCUACUCCUCAAGGCUCUGGAUCCCGACUACGACGCUGCCAACUCCAAGAGCCAGAAAGCUAGCCAUCGUGUCGACCUAGUCAUCAGCGACGGUGCCCCCGACGUUACUGGUCUUCACGACCUGGAUAUUUACGUCCAGUCACAGCUUCUCUUCGCCGCCCUCAACCUCGCGCUUUGCGUACUGAAGCCCGGCGGCAAGUUUGUCGCCAAGAUUUUCCGCGGCCGCAACGUCGACCUCCUCUACGCACAGCUCAAGAUCUUCUUCGAGACCGUCAUCGUCGCGAAGCCAAGAUCCUCCCGCGCAAGCAGUGUUGAGGCCUUCAUCGUCUGCAUCAACUUCCAGCCCCCCGCCGGUUUCCAGGCCAGUCUCGAGAACCCGCUUGGCGUUGGCCACGAGCUACCGAAAAUGGUCGAGGAGAGGAGGAGCCAGCUGCCUGCUACUGCUGAUGCGCUCAUGCAAAACCCCCUGACUGGGAAAUGGGACUCUGCUCCCACGGCGUCUGCGACAAGAGGAGACGGCCAGGCUGUUGAGGUGGAAGCCUACGACGAAACGGAUGAGAUAACGGAUCACGAGAAACACAUUAGAUGGAUUGCGCCCUUCAUUGCCUGCGGCGACUUGUCGGCGUUCGACUCUGAUGCAUCAUACCAACUGCCCGAAGAUCAUGUCUCCUUGGACCCUGUUCAACCCCCGACGGCACCCCCGUACAAGCGCGCGAUUGAGUUGAGAAAAGCUGCCGGUGGGGCGUACGGCAAGACGUCAAUCAAGGCAUGA
Colletotrichum phormii is the source of this 1212-nucleotide messenger RNA. Its product is annotated as uridine-2'-O--methyltransferase TRM7. Bases 1 to 1212 code for a protein of 403 amino acids. The transcript is spliced from 2 exons. The record is from RefSeq and is a predicted model, not a curated record. Gene Ontology annotation, molecular function: tRNA methyltransferase activity. Lineage: Eukaryota; Fungi; Ascomycota; Sordariomycetes; Glomerellales; Glomerellaceae. Gene Ontology annotation, biological process: tRNA methylation; cytoplasmic translation. Gene Ontology annotation, cellular component: cytoplasm.